CGCUCACUCAAGCAGCAGCAGCCGCCGACAUGUCUGCCAAGAUCGUUCUCUCCGUCGCGGUGGUGGCCGCCCUGACCACGGCGGCGCUGGCCGGCGUGCACGGCAACAGCUACAUCGAGAUCGCCCAUACCCCCGUGGUUCACCACGCCCCCAUCGUCCACCACGCCGUCCCCGUCGUCCACGCCCCCGUCCACCAUGAGGAGCACCACGGCCCCCCCUCCCCCUACGCCUUCAAGUACGGCGUCCACGACGCGCACACCGGUGACGUGAAGAGCGCCUCCGAGUCCAGCCACGGCGGCGUGGUCAAGGGCGAGUACUCCCUGGUGCAGCCCGACGGCAUCACCAGGACCGUGCACUACACUGCCGACCCCCACCACGGCUUCAACGCCCACGUGAGCCUGUCCGGCCACGCCGUCCACGGCUACCACCAAAUCUGCCAAAAUCCCGAAUCACCACUCACCUCUCUCCUCCUGAGCCGAGCAGACCCACUGCACCCUCUCCUCAACAUGCAGUCCUUCACGGUCGUGGUCGUGCUGGCGGCGCUGGUGGCGGUGGCAUCGGCCGGGCUCGUCCCCACCUACGUGGCGACCGCGGCCCACGGCUACGCCCACGAGGAGUACGACGCCCACCCCAAGUACUCCUUCAAGUACGGCGUCCACGACGCGCACACCGGCGACGUGAAGAGCGCCUCCGAGUCCCGCGACGGCGACGUGGUCAAGGGCGAGUACUCCGUGGUCCAGCCCGACGGCAUCAUCCGCACCGUGCACUACACCGCCGACGACCACAACGGCUUCAACGCCGUGGUCACCAACUCCGGGCACGCCGUGCACGCCGCCGUCCCCGUCGUCCACCACGCCCAGCCUGCUCUGGCACUCACGCACUACUAAGUCAAAAACGAAAACACAUAAAAACAGAAUAAACCCUUUAUUUUCGACUUAAA
Messenger RNA from Thrips palmi, 940 nucleotides. Its product is annotated as larval cuticle protein A1A-like. The transcript has 7 exons. NCBI's taxonomy places the organism in Eukaryota, Metazoa, Arthropoda, Insecta, Thysanoptera, Thripidae. Gene Ontology annotation, cellular component: extracellular matrix. The coding region runs from base 30 to 887 and encodes 285 amino acids. The record is from RefSeq and is a predicted model, not a curated record.